UUGUAGAUGUUGUAUUGUAGAUGUUGUCUUCAUGUUGCUCCUCCCCCCAGAGAGUCUCUGCUGGCUGAGAUGGGCGUGUCCAUUAAAGAAGAUGGAGGAACGUUAGGGGUGUUCUCUCCUAAAGGGACUCCUCACCUGGUGAAUCUGAACGAGGAUCCUCUGAUGUCAGAAUGUCUGCUGUACUACAUCAAGGAGGGAGUCACCAGGGUUGGUCAACAGGAUGUGGAUAUCAGACUGUCUGGUCAGUUCAUCAAGGAACAACACUGUGUCUUCUACAGUCAUACCAACCAUCAGGGAGAGGUCAUAGUAACCCUGGAACCUCUGGAGGGGGCGGAGACUUAUGUCAACGGGAAACAGAUCACAGAAGCGCUGGUGCUAAAACAAGGUAACCGUAUAGUGAUGGGGAAGAACCAUGUGUUCCGGUUCACCCACCCAGAACAGGCCCGUCUGGAGAGAGAACAGAGAGAGAGGAGCAGUACCAGCCACCAGGAGACCGGAUGCACUGCCAACACAGGCCUCCAGGGGGAGCCAGAGGACUGGACCUACGCUCAGCGAGAACUACUGGAGAAACAAGGGAUAGACAUCAAACUGGAGAUGGAGAAGAGACUGCAGGACAUGGAGAUUCAGUACCGGCGGGAGAAGGAAGAAGCAGACCUGUUACUGGAACAACAGAGACUGUACACAGACUCAGACAGUGGAGACGACUCUGAUAAGAGAUCCUGUGAAGAGAGCUGGAGACUGAUUUCUUCACUCAGAGAGAAACUACCUGCUAACAAGGUCCAGUCGAUAGUAAAGCGUUGUGGCCUGCCCAGUAGUGGUAAACGUCGGGAACCACUCAGGGUCUAUCAGAUCCCUCAGCGUCGACGAAUCAGCAAAGACCCCAAACGGGUUACCAUCAGAGACCUGAGGAUGCAGGCGGUCAAAGAGAUCUGCUACGAGGUUGCGUUGGGUGAUUUCCGUCACUCUCGCCAGGAGAUCGAGGCGCUGUCCAUUGUGAAGAUGAAGGAGUUGACCCGUAUGUAUUCUAAGAAAGACAACGCGGAGGCCGACAGCUGGAGGGCCGUAGCACAGGAUGUCUGGGACACCGUGGGGAUAGGGGAGGAUAGGAGGGGGGAGGAGGUGGAGGAGGAGGGAGGGGCGGCGCCAGGGGGUGUGUACGACCUGAAGGCUCAUAUCGAUAGGCUGACGGAUGUUCUACAGGAAGUAAAGAUUCAGAAUAAUAUGAAGGAUGAAGAGAUCAAAGCUCUGAGAGACAGGAUGGUCAAGAUGGAGAGCAUAAUACCUACUGGACAGGAGGAGGACAUGGAAAAUGACGACGAGGAAGGGGGCGGUUCCCAAUGUGAUGGUGACGGGGCCGAUGAUGACGGACAGCCCAAUCCACCCAAUGAGAAGAGAGUAGUUAAGCUGAUGACAGACGACCCGGCCUUUAGACGAGGGAGGAUGAGGUGGCUGAAACAGGAACAGACCCGAAUACAGAACCUUCAACAACAGAAUAUUACUAAAAGACUCAGACAGAACACCCAGAACUCCCCAACCCCCAACACCCCUCUGGUCCCAGUGCACCCCCCCCCUGUGGUCCACCUCCCCGGGACCGGCCGCUUCAUCCCCCCACAGGACUGUAAACUGAAGUUCCCCUUCAAGAGCAACCCCCACCACCGUCUCUCAUGGAGCCCUGCCACUGCCCUGAUGAUGCUGGGGGAGGGGGGGAUGGAUGGAGAGUGGGAAGAGCGGGCAGAGGGAGGAGGUGGUAAAGCAACUCCCUCUCCUCCUCCUGCUGCUCUCCUCCCACUCCCCUUCCAGAUGGUCCCUAGAGGCCACACCCCUUCCCCACACCGCACCUGGCAACAACCACAACAGCACCGUAGCAACAGUAACCACGGGAACCCGCACUUCCCAGUUCCCGGGCAACAGCAGGGUCCGCCUCCGUGGCGAUAUAGGCGGAACUCCCUGGACAGCUCCCCGCAGGGCAACAACAACAAUCACCAGGGAAACAACUACCACGGCAACCCCAACAACAACGGAGGUGGUCACCAGGGGCGACCGCGUUAUCGUGGAGGAGGAGGAGGAGGGAUGGAGGGAAGAGGAAGAGAGAGGGAUCAGAGAGGAGAAGGAGGGAGGUUUCAGCAGGGAGGAGGAGGAGGAGGAGGAGGGUACCAUCACCCCUACUACAUCCCACCUCACCAACACCUCUACCACAGCAGCAGCCUGCCACGCAGCCACAACCCUCCAGCAGGGGGCCACGUUUCUCCACAGGGACGAGGAGGUGGUGUCGGGUGGUUCCAGGAGGGGUACAGCACCCCCCCUCGCAUGAAGAGGCAGUUUAGUGCCCCCGAUCUGAAGAGCAAGGAGACCCCUGUGUGACCUCUCACCCCUGACCCCACACACAGACAACCUUCCUAUAAGGACACUGCAUAUCCAGCUGACAGGCUAUGACCUGUCAUAACACUACAUACUGCUGUUAUAACUGAUGCUACUACACUACAUGACAUGGUGUAUAAUGUAGCUAUAUGGACUGAGGCGUGUGUGUGUGUCUGCAUGCUUCUGUCUCUGUCAUUGUGUAAUUGAAUACGGAACAGAGUGUGUGUGUGUGUGUCAACGCUUUGCAAACUCUGUGUCACUCACACACAACACUAAAUAACGCCAGUGUGUGUGUGUGUGUGUGUGUGUGUGUGUGUGUUCCUGCUGUAGUGUUUAAGCGUUCUCAUAUACAACAGGUCUUUUUAAAUCGUAGUUCUGAGGGUCUUUCUGAAGGUUCUAGUUGUUGAUACGUUCUCAUGCACCAGCAGAGCAUUAUGGGUGGUGCCUCGGCCCACACUACCGUACCUCCUCUUCCCGUACAAAUUCAAUAUUGAUCAUUUAUUUGACCCGAGACGCACGCCAACACAAAGACCCAUCAAUCUCAGAUAAAGCAUCCGAGUGACAGAAACAGCACCCCUCUGUCUGUCUCCUCUGUCCCCUCUGUCUGUCUCCUCUGUCCCCUCUGUCUGUCUCCUCUGUCCCCUCUGUCUGUCUCCUCUGUCCCCUCUGUCUCCUCUGUCCCCUCUGUCUGUCUCCUCUGUCCCCUCUGUCUGUCUCCUCUGUCCCCUCUGUCUGUCUCCUCUGUCCCCUCUGUCUGUCUCCUCUGUCCCCUCUGUCUGUCUCCUCUGUCCCCUCUGUCUGUCUCCUCUGUCCCCUCUGUCUGUCUCCUCUGUCCCCUCUGUCUGUCUCCUCUGUCCCCUCUGUCUGUCUCCUCUGUCCCCUCUGUCUGUCUCCUCUGUCCCCUCUGUCCCCUCUCUGUCCCCUCUGUCUCCUCUGUCCCCUCUGUGAUACUAUUUCUGGCCAGACAGCAUCAGAGACAUAUAGUAACAUAGAGGGGUGCUGAUUGGAUGCUUUCUCCAGUGAGAUAGUUACAGCAGAAAGGAAGUCUCUCCAGAAUAAGCCCAAUGCGUUUCUAUAGGCAUAAUAUGCAGACCUAAGCAUGUCACCUGCCUUCCUGCCAUUAGGACGACUCCCGUUGUUAGGGCGGAGACAUGAACAUCUAGUCAUUAUAUACAGAGCUCUAGUUUCAGCCUCUUGGGAAUUGGAAAGUUAGCGGGUGCACAGUGCACUGUUAGGAUGCUGUCUUCCCUUAAAGUAAAUUUAUGUUUUGCCAAAAUUAUAUAAUUACUCCUGUUGUCCAUUUUUUUCAUUUUGUUUGGAGCGCUAUAUGUGAGCAAUGAGCAUGUGUCUGGUUUCUCUGCCCUGAUAACAUGGAGGGAGAGCAUGUGUCUGGUUUCUCUGCCCUGAUAGUGUUGAGGGAGAGCAUGUGUCUGGUUUCUCUGCCCUGAUAACAUUGAGGGAGAGCACGUGUCUGGUUUCUCUUCCCUGAUAACGUUGAGGGAGAGCAUGUGUCUGGUUUCUCUUCCCUGAUAACGUUGAGGGAGAGCAUGUGUCUGGUUUUUCUGCCCUGAUAACGUUGAGGGAGAGCAUGUGUCUGGUUUCUCUGCCCUGAUAACAUGGAGGGAGAGCAUGUGUCUGGUUUCUCUGCCCUGAUAACGUUGAGGGAGAGCAUGUGUCUGGUUUCUCUGCCCUGAUAACAUGGAGGGAGAGCAUGUGUCUGGUUUCUCUUCCCUGAUAACGUUGAGGGAGAGCAUGUGUCUGGUUUCUCUGCCCUGAUAACAUGGAGGGAGAGCACGUGUCUGGUUUCUCUUCCCUGAUAACGUUGAGGGAGAGCAUGUGUCUGGUUUCUCUGCCCUGAUAAUGUUGAGGGAGUGUGUGCACCUGAGCAUGCAUAGAAGUAGGCCUACCUGGCCUGCUGUGUGUAUAUGUAGACAAGCUGAUUUGGGAUGUCUGAUCACCCACCCCGUCCACCACUGAUCACCCACCCCGUCACCACUGAUCACCCACCCCGUCACCACCACCUGUUAUCAGCUGAGCCUCUCAGUCAUUUUUUCCUCACCUCACACAGGAAGUUCAUGAAGUCUGACUUUUUUUUUUAUACAUCCAUUGCGAAUGAUAAUAGUUCCUCACGGUAUUUGAAAAAAAAAAACACUCCUGGCCAAUGAUAAUCAACAAGCCUCGGUAUGAAAAAGCUAAAUAUCAUGAUCUGAUGAUCCCAUAUAUCCAGUGGAAAUGGCAGAAAAAACUGCUUUCUGUCCCGAAGCUCACUGGUGCGAGAAACGCUGAGGGCCCGGAAUAGGCUAGUUGAUACUAUGUUGCAGGUUCACUAGCCUUUGGGCUGGACUCAGUUGAUGAUAGCUGGACUCAGUUGAUGAUAGCUGGACUCAGGUGAUGAUAGCUGGACUCAGGUGAUGAUAGCUGGACUCAGGUGAUGAUAGCUGGACUCAGGUGAUGAUAGCUGGACUCAGUUGAUGAUAGCUGGACUCAGGUGAUGAUCAAGUCAAUAACAAUGGAAAGGGAGGCAGACAGCAGAGUAGAGAGAUGAAUGCGAUUGAAAAUGAAAGAAUAAAUAUUUUUAUUGGGA
Messenger RNA from Salvelinus fontinalis (brook trout), 4942 nucleotides. Its product is annotated as kinesin-like protein KIF1C. The coding region runs from base 7 to 2361 and encodes 784 amino acids. Lineage: Eukaryota; Metazoa; Chordata; Actinopteri; Salmoniformes; Salmonidae. Gene Ontology annotation, biological process: regulation of protein localization. The record is from RefSeq and is a predicted model, not a curated record. The transcript is spliced from 12 exons. Gene Ontology annotation, molecular function: cell adhesion molecule binding. Gene Ontology annotation, cellular component: adherens junction.